AUGGCACCCCACCCUCAAACAGACAACUCCCCCUUCCCCCUAACCCCAACCGAAGACGACGUCGCCGGCCACGGCACCCCAGACGAUGGCUCCCUCGCCGGCGCGAGCGGCACCUCCUCAGGCGGCAUCACCAUCUCCCGGGGUGCCCUCGUAGCCAUCAUCGUUGUCGUCGUCGUGGUUGCUUUAGCAGGGAUCGCCUCCUCAAUCCUCUUCUACGUCGCCAAAAAGCGCGAGUGGACCGUCAAGGAAACGAUUCGCCGUUCCGCAAGAAAGGUUGUCACCGCCCUCACCCCACGCCGCUCCGAGUUCCCUCGCAGCGUCAAAGAAGGCGGCGGGAGCAGGAACGGAAGGGUAAAGCUCGAUGACGUCCCGCCUACCCCUAGACUUACGCCUGAACGCCUGGAAGAUUUGGAAAAGGGGCUCGAGGGGAAGAAGAGGAAUAAAAGGUCAAACUUUAGCCGGAAGUAG
Molecule: messenger RNA, 468 nt
Organism: Podospora bellae-mahoneyi
Lineage: Eukaryota; Fungi; Ascomycota; Sordariomycetes; Sordariales; Podosporaceae
Exons: 2
Coding region: 1-468 (155 amino acids)
Source: RefSeq, a predicted model, not a curated record